Molecule: messenger RNA, 2034 nt
Organism: Eimeria tenella
Lineage: Eukaryota; Apicomplexa; Conoidasida; Eucoccidiorida; Eimeriidae
Exons: 4
Coding region: 1-2034 (677 amino acids)
Biological process (GO): peptidyl-lysine monomethylation
Molecular function (GO): protein-lysine N-methyltransferase activity
Source: RefSeq, a predicted model, not a curated record
AUGCGUCUUGUGAGCGUGUAUACUCUCUGCUGGCUGUUGUCGAAUCCUCACGGCUCAAACAGCUUCAAAACGGCGCCAAGCCCCACAUUUUGGCCUUCUUUUCAGAAAGAACAUUUGCAUUCUACUUCUUUGAGCCAUAACAGAGUGCGCCGCCGCCCGACUCCACCUCCGGCUAGCGCCGCGAGCACGAGAAGCCAGCCAGCAGAUGGCGAAGCAAACGCUGCGUUUCUGCAGCUCAAAGAGUGGCUGGCUGCGAACGGCGGGACUCUGGAUGUCCAAGGGCUGGCCUUGAAGUCCGAUUUCGAAGCAGAGCCCGACAGCCUCGCCUGCGCGGCCAGCGGCGCUGGGAGGCAGCGGCUGUUUUGCCUUCGCCGCUACAGACGCAAUGAGCUGAUCGCCAGGGUCCCGCCGCAGCUGCACUUCAGCUGCGGCGCCCUCGAGGCCGUCGCUGGAUUUCUCCUAGGAGAGCUUCCCGCAGCGGCAGGCGGGGCUGCAGAGAAGCCGCUGGGUCUUGGGGAAACUUCAGCUGCGAAGCUGCGUCUGGCGCAGCUGCUGGCUCUGUUUCAAGAGCUGCAGAAGGCUGGCCUCAUGCCUGAGGCUUCUCAGGCCUCUCUCAGCGCGAAGAGCCCUACACAGCCUCCCCUGCUCUCCGGCUGGGGCCUCUACCUGCGCCUGCUGCCUCCCCCGUGCAAGUCCAUUCCUCUGUUCUGGACUGCUGAGGAGCUGCGGGCUUUGGAGCACCCCAUAGGCCAGGCCGCCAUAGCCCGUCUGCACGGAUUAUCGUGCACGUUCGCCCUGUGGGGCCCCGCGCUGCGGCGCUGCCUCCAGGCCCUCAAACCCGCGGCUCUCCCGCAAGAUUCGCAGCUCUUUCAGCAGCUCCUCGAGGCCUUUGCAACUGUGGGCGCUCGCUCUCUCAAGUUCCCUUCUGGGGACUUCGCCUUUGUGCCUCUCGUCGACUUCUGCAGCCACGACGCCCAAAACGCCAACUCCGCCCUCAGAUUUGCGGCGCCCACCGGCUGCUCCGCGGGCCCCGCGGAGGCGCAUGCAGCUGCGGGGGGCCCCCCGGGGGCCCCCCCGGGGGCCCCCCUGGGGGCCUUCUCAGGGGAUCCGUCGCGGGCACCCACGGGAGCUCCCACGGGGGCCCCCGAGGGGGCCCCCACGGCGGAUUCCACAGGGGCCCCCUCGGGGGCCCCGCCGGCGGAUUCCACGGGGGCCCCCUCGGGGGCCCCCCCGGGGGAUUCUACGGGGGCCCCCUCGGGGGCCCCCCCGGGAGCCCUCCUUGGCGCAAGUGGCCUGUCUGUAGAGCUGGUGGCCGCCCGUGACAUUGCUCCUGGAGAGGAGAUAAAAGUUUCCUUUGGGAGUUUCGACAACCCCACUCUGCUCCUUAACUACGGACUGCUUCCUGCGGAGAACCCCCACGAGAAGGUCUCAAUAGAAUUCACCCCUCAGCGCGUUUACUCCGCGCUGCGCGCCGUAGGCGCGGAGGUGCUGCUGCUGAUGAAUGACUUCAGCUUUUUGGGGCGAAUUGCAGUCAAGGAAUUAACUAAGAUGGGACUGGCACUCCCGAGGUCUACAGAUGUAAAGACUUGCGGGGCCCCCCAAGUCAAGUACAGCCCUUUCGUUACAGUUAAAGAAGACUUGGGGCCUGACGAACGCCUUCUAAGGGCAGCGAAGGUAAUUACGGAGAACGCAAUUUUUGAGGACUCAGCAGAGGGAAAGAGCAUCGGCUCCAGCGGGCCGGCAUGCGCUUCUAAGAGAGCGAUGGGCUUUGUGGUUUCCUUCCUACAGCAUGCUGUAUUUGAACAGUUCAGCACAACAGAAGAGGAGGACUUGAAAAUCCUGCGCGAUAAACAAAUCAUAAAGCGGGGGGGCAAGUUUGGUCUGGACGAAAUAAAGCAGUUGACCCAUGGGAUGGAAAUGGCCAUCCGUUUUCGGGCGCGCAGGAGGAGCGUGUUGUGUAGAGCGAUUGCUUCAAUAAAGCAACUAAUGGAAGAAAAAAGUCCUACAGAUUUGACGGAAAAGAAUUCAAUAUAA